This is a messenger RNA of Symbiodinium pilosum, 2489 nucleotides long. Lineage: Eukaryota; Dinophyceae; Suessiales; Symbiodiniaceae. The record is from the annotation of a GenBank genome assembly.
GCUACUUGGGUCGGCUUCGAAAGAAGUUUCGUGGGUUGGCUUCAGAAGAUGCUCAGCUGGCUUGGCGUGGCAAGUGCUGCUUUACCCAUCCUGUCACCAAACAGAGCAUGUCGUACCUGAUUGCAAACUGGGGUGGUGUUGGCGGAAGUGAAGUGUCUGUUGGCUGCUUUAUCUGCCAUGCAGCAUUUGGCAAUGGAGCAUUUGCUUCGACAGGAGUUUCUAGCAGAACUGCCUUGCAAGUUGGCAAUCUAUCAAUGCAUGCAAGCAGCCAGACUCACGUCAAGUCUUUUGAGCAUUGGUCAAAGAGCCUGCUUGGCAGCGGGCAUGAGCAAGCUGAGGGGCAUGACAGAGCUACUGCUGAAGGGUUGGUAAGUGGCAUAUCAGAUAAAAUUCCCCGACUAGACCGCUUUGUUCAGGCUCUGGAUUUGGUGGCUUCUUGUAAGAGCUAUGCACAGUUCCGAGCUCACAUUGAUGCUCAAUCUGUUGGGUCGGCUUUGGAAGCAGGAGGCGAUUAUUCCGAGCAUGCAGCCCGAAGGAUGAUAUUUUGUAUGUCCGAGGUUCUUUGUGAGAGGGACCGUGCUAUGAUGUCAAAGACCAUUCUUUCAAGCGUUGCAAUUGACAAAACGCAGGAUAUCCUUUUAUUGUAUGCCAGAUUGCUGACGCCAGAAGGUUUGUAUGACUGCCUCAUCGGAUGCCGUGAGACUUUGCCGGAUGUACAGACAACAUCUGAUGCUCUGCAAGAGCUGAUUAAGAAAGCGUGCACCCAACCUGUGGCUUGCAGGCUCCUGGAAACUUCGUCCAAGUUUGCAGUCAAAUUUCAGCAGGCGCAACAUGAGGCCAGGAACAUCCAUUCGGCAGAGGCCUUUGCUGCUACAAUCAAGAACCUUCAAUACAGCGAAGCCCGGUUCGAUUCCAGGACACGGCCUUUGUUCCGACUCUUCCGGCUAAUGCCGGUGGUUACAGAGGUACUCGCAGAACUUUCUGCGGACCAGGAUGAUGCUGAGGACAGCGCAUGGGCUGCAGAGCUUCUGGAAUCAUGGGGUGGUGACACUGGGUUCAGCACACUUGUGCAGGCUAGCGUGGUGGCUGAUGCCCUUGUGGUCUCUCAGCCAGCUCUUCGACUGGAAGACAAAGCUGCUGCAGAUUGGUCUUUAUCUGGGCCUGUUGCUUCAGAGCUGCUCCAGACUCUGAAACAUCUCCUUCAUGACGGAGGAAUAUUCCUGGAAGAGGCUGAGGGCACGUUGACACAUUCGUGUCUCAGAUCGAUUCGCGGUAAAAUGGUGUACGUUCGCAGUGGCUGUGCAAAUGCGAGUGCAGUGGCGUUGCGGUGGCCAUCAGCUGACAAUCCUGCGCGAUUGGCAGUUGUGCAAAAGGCUAAGGAGAAUCUGGAAGCGAAUGCGUUUGCGGCAUUCAACAUUGAUGCUGAGCUGGUUGUUCAAGAUCGCUUCCGCUUCAUCCGCUUGCUGAGUCAGAGGAUUACCGCCCGGGCCUUGAUCCAAGAGGGGAAGUCUUCAAGCAGUCGCCUGCCCGAGGCAGCAGCUUUGCAGGAGCAUGCUGACUCUGUGCAUGCAGCUGUCAAGCGGGUGCGAGAAGGGGGUGAAGCUGAUGGACCGUUGGGCGUGAUUCAGUUGCCCGAACCCGAGGCCAAGAAAAAGAGAGUCAUGCAGGAAGCAGCCCAAGCGGCGAACAUGAUGUACACGGCCAUGGCGACAGGUCGGGCACUGGUGCCAGAGCAUGUGCCAGCAGAUGCAGUACAUUUGGAGGAGUCUGCGCAGAGAGCAGUCCAGAAGCAAGCCAGCAAGCCAGUGCCCUAUGUUGAUGCCAAGGGAGGGCUGAUGCGAGUGAAGCAAGCAAGGGAGGGCCCUGGUCUGCCACCUCAGCUUCCAAACGUGCCCCAGGUUCUUGUCUCUUCGGCAGUUUCUGCUUUGCAGUUUGACAAAGAGAAAUACAAAGUUCACAUGGCCAAGACCUUUAAGCGUGCAGCAGACAUCAUGGUGGUGCCAGAUAUUCAUGGGCACUUCUAUUCGCCAGAGGCUUUGUUUGCGAGACUUGUGGGAUCACACCUGGUGGACCCAGCUUAUUUUCAGGGCUGUGGCAAGACCAUUUCAUUCAGAAGUGCCAUGGAAGUAAGGCAUUUGAUCCUGUAUGUGCACAGUUCUUUCAGUGAGCAGCAUCCGCAACACAAUUUUGUCCUCGAGGCAGCUGCUGCCUUGAGCCCCACAAUGGGGCCAAAGGAUAAGAGGCCCAAAUUUGAUCUCAGAGCAGGAGACAGACCACAGGAUCCAGUCACUCCAACUAUCACGUAUCAACUAGUUGGAGAUGCCUUUGAGGCCACGGCUGACCAGGACAGAAAGAGACUUUGGCGCCUUGAUGAUCUUUUGAGAUUCUGCACUUUUGUGUAUGACAAGAUCCCAGAACAUGAGGAGUCAUCAAGCAGCAGUCGCGCUGUGUCUUCUGCAAUUGUGCAUGGCCAAAGAGCCAUGAUGUAG